This is a messenger RNA of Larimichthys crocea (large yellow croaker), 5819 nucleotides long. It is a transcript of the gene shc1, whose product is annotated as SHC (Src homology 2 domain containing) transforming protein 1. Gene Ontology annotation, molecular function: receptor tyrosine kinase binding. The record is from RefSeq and is a predicted model, not a curated record. Gene Ontology annotation, cellular component: plasma membrane. The coding region runs from base 3883 to 5673 and encodes 596 amino acids. Gene Ontology annotation, biological process: cell surface receptor protein tyrosine kinase signaling pathway; intracellular signal transduction. The transcript has 12 exons. Lineage: Eukaryota; Metazoa; Chordata; Actinopteri; Sciaenidae.
UUGUUACUUGAUAAUAUCAGACUUACAGUUUUACAUGCCCGAGUCGGAGUCAGUUCAUGUAGCCGACAUGGGAUGUCAACAUUGAUUGGGUUUUAUGGCUGGCGCGACGCCGGUCAAACUUUGAUCAUUUCCUGAAACCUAUUGAUCUUUCUAGGAGUCUGUAGUCGUCCGUCCUGUGGAGCCUUUGAUGCGGCAACUAAUUGCUGCCAUGUGAUUUUUUCUUUUUUGACAAAGCAGUUAUCUCUUUGUCUGAAGGUUUCUGCUGCUGUCGGGACUUCUCAGUAUAUAUCCUCCGCAGGCAUCUCUUUUAAUGUCUGUUGCCAUAGCAACGGGCGGCAGCUGCAGACAGAACAAGAUGUAAAGUUCUUUUUUCCUGGCUUAUCUUUUCAAACUGGUGCUGUUCCAUUAGGUAAUUGUAUAUAUUUAGUAGAUAAGAAGCAGUAGACUUGAUUAGUCGAUGGCUGUGUGCAGUUUUUAGACUUUUAUUUCCUAGACUGGAUUUUUUUUUUUUCUUUUUUACUAGACAGUCUUUGUCUAUGCGGAGCUCGGCGGGCUCUGAGAAUCAGGGUUGUUUCAGGUCACCUGUCUCCCCCCCUCCCUAUUCGGUGUUCGUCUUGCGCGCUUCGGCUGAGCUCCGUUUGUCCUGAUCUCACCUUUUAUUAACAGCAGCUACCAUCUUCAUCAGUCAAACUGAGGUGCCAUCAUCAGAAAUGACUGUAUAAAUCAGAUUAAAAUACUGGUUUCACUUGUACAUAUCACUCUGUGCAGCUGCUUGGCCUCGAGGCCACUAAUCACUGAUCAUUAGGCAUGCUGUUUGUGACAGUCUGUUCCUGUUACUGUCUGUUUGUAGGUGACUCAGGAUUUCUCCUCAUGUAGAGGGGUCAUCUCCUCUGCAGUCACCUGACCUACACUGUGUUCUGUGCACUGGAACAUCCUCGGUGCAGCGUGAGGGUUAACUCUGUUCAUAGAGCCUUUCAGCACCCAUGUGUAUGAGAACACACCUGGAUUUUCAUCUCUAGUGUUAACAAGUCCAUUUAUGUUGGAUCUUUUGCCUUCUGUAAGUGCUAUUUCCCUCUCGAGACUAAUUUCUGGUUUUAUUAGGGGUGUGACAGACUGUUUUGUUUGUUCUGCAUGCUCUUUGAUUGUCCAAAUACCGGGUGUCUUUUGUGACUUUUCCAGCCAUACUUCUUUACAGCUUUCUGGAGAUUAUCCCAGCCUGUCUGGCAGUGCAUGAGUGUGACUGGAUCCUACAUGGUGCUUUUUGGCCAGGACCAGAUGGAUGACUAGCUAGAAUUGCUAGACAAUCCCUCUGUGGUGCUAGACUGGUGUAGGCGACUGUUCCUCUGCCAUGCAUCCAGCGCCCACUACAAGCUGGCCCGCUUUACUUCAGACACAGUUCUGAAAUGUUAGCAUGUAGAAAAAAAAAAUCUAUCUUUUGCGCUUGGCAUCACUGAAACAUCGGUGCAAAAUUUACAACGCUGUGUAAGUAGUCUAGGCAAGGUGUGUGUAAACCUUGCUCCGCCUUUGAGCGAGCAAAGGUCAGACAGAUUGUAAAUAUGACUAGUGCCUCUAUAGCACUGAGGUGUAGGCCAACAAGCUUGCUGCAGAACUAGGUGUAGCUUUGCCUCCUACUGAAACUGCUGCAGUUUUAUUUGUGGGACUUGGUGACUCUGCGAGAGACUGUUAACGUAAACAGACUGUUGUUUGCCUUCAAGGUUGGUCUAUGCAGAAUAUGAGGUGUUAUGUCACGUCUGCAAGGUAGAUUGUAGUAGAACUGAGUGUUAACACCGCUGCUUGAUAAUCCCUGCCUUAGAUAAGGAAAGAAGUGGUUCAAGAAUACAACUCUUGGCUUGUUCAUUUCAUAUGGCGCUGUGUGAACACUUCUCUCAGGUAACCCGACUAUAAUCUGGGCUUGUUAUUUGAACCAGGCAGUAAUAAAGCUACAGGGUAUGAAUAGGUGUAUAGAACGAUGAUCAUAACAACAGACAGCGGUUUUGACUGAACAUUUCCAGCUGGGUGAGCGACUUCACGCUCAACCCUGAGCCUCCAGCACCAUUCAGGGAACCCUGGCUUGGGAGUUCAAACCAGACCAAUCAGGUCUCAUUACCAUCACAACAAGCCCACCGGUAGUCGUCAUCAGCCAAUGACCUACAUUCUCCGGUGUUACAUCACCACCGUGCUACUGCAGUGUGUAUCACUGUACCAGACACAGGCAACGUCUCAGAUUCAACCUCCCACUAUCUAAUGGUGCUCCAGAAAAAAAAAAUCCAUCCUAACUGAGGUGGCCAGUUUUAAGGAACACACUUAAACCAAGGCAGCCUCACUUGUUUUAGCCAUAUCAGGAACUUCAUUCAGGAACGGGCCCAACUCUUAAGGCCCAGUCUUAAGUACUAAGUUUUUCUUUUUCUGUUUUCUAUUGGUGUCUAAAAAGGUGAGCAUGCCUAGCCUCUAGCCAUCCCCGAUAUUAAAGUUAAAGGGGCAGAAAGGCAGGGCUCACCAUUAAUAUAUUAGACAGAGGGACUGUUAAACAGGACAGCCUGGAGAACGGGCGAGCAGACGAGGGAGGAGGUGAGGGGGAGCGAGAGAUCAUCUGGAAGAGGAGAGAGGAAGUGGUGUUGCGGGAGAGGGCGGAGGCGUUGGAGAGACAGAGGUUGGCAGAGUUUAUCGUGUGGAGGAAGCGUGAGGACUUCCAGGAGAGGAGAGGAGACAGAGAGAAGGGAGGAAAGAGUGCAGAGAAAGGGAACCAGGCUGUACCAGAAGUAAUCUGGAAGAGGAGAGAAGAGGAAGAAGGAGACGCAGGGAGGGAGAGAGCGAGGGCUAUUCAGAGAGGACAUGAAACCAUUUGGAGGAAGAGAGAGAGGGAGUAGAAGGAGAAUCCGAUGAGAGAUUUGAGAAUAUGAUGUACUAGAAAAGUAGGGUGUUAAAAGAAAGCGUGCUGCGUUGGAUACUAGCCAUACAUCAGUAAGCCUCCUCUCUCUUCUUUAGCAGUUCUGGGGCUUCAUUGAGCUCUGCAGGUGCUCGCUGUAGUAUCGAUCAGUCGGAGCGGUGUCUCGUGCGUGCGUGUGUGUGUUGCUGCCGUGUUGGUGCACGCAGCCCCAUUGCGAUCCCCUCGUUGGCUGCUAAUAGGAUUUUUAUGGGCCCGUGUCAAGCAGCAUAGAGCUGCCAAGCGGAGCUGCUUCACACGUGCACGCAUGUACGCACGCCGACACACACAUACACAGAUCAUCUAAGGAGAAUUGUGGGAAGGGAAGGUUUAUACUGCCUCACACGCAUGUAAACACAAGCACGUACAAGUGCGCAGCCCUCAGUGCAUUGACACACAUGCGAGGGGGCGUUGAGAGACAAUCACUUGUGUUGAUUCUCCAUGGUGCUGGCGACAGCUGGAUAACUGGCCCUGACUGAGAGGUUAUUAAGCUGGGACAAGAUACUCACAAAUAUUGUUUUACAUUAUGGCAAAAACACCAAGAUGAACACUUUGUGGAGAGCUAAUACCACGCCAUCAUCAGUCCCUGGGAACACAAUAAACACUGAUUUCAAAGUGAACUGGUGACAAAAUGAUCCACACUGGUGCACUAAAAACAAACUUUUGUCAUCUUCUGCAUUUGACCAUUAACUGGGACACCCCACUUUUCAUCUGCGCCUUUUCUCAUUCUGCUUUCGUCGUGGGUGAAGCUGUUUCUGAAGCAGUUUGGAUUCGGCAGCCUGGUAAUGAGUGGAGGACGGACAACCAGACAGAUGGAUGCAGCUCUAACGUUGAGAGAGACAGACAGAUGGCUGUAUUUCGAGAGAAACUUUGAAUACUGAAACAAAGAGACUUUGAUUGAAUCACUAUAGCCCGUGUGGGCUUGCACGGACAUAAAAACUGACACUGCAAGAUUCAUUAUGGAGCUUGUCCCAAAAACCAAGUACACCCACUUUCGGAGUGAAUCACUGAGCUCAACAGAUGAAACAAACUCCAAUCCAUCUUCGUUCCCUCCUUCAAGUCCUGCCACCCCGCUCACACCCUCUCCCGGUUUACCUUCCUCUCUCUCCUCCUCAUCUCUCACUCCCAUCUUGCCCCCCUCUUCUCCCUGCCCGGCCGAGAACAGCCCUACCACCCUCUGCUCCUUCUUCCCUAGGAUGGGAUCCCUUCGUCUGGGUGUCUCGGCCACUCUUCUCCCAGGACUCAAGGCCUCGAGCAGGCCGCAGCAGCCUCAGGCGCCUGUUGAGUCCUCAGGGGAUGACAGGAGCAGCACUAGCUCCUCCCCUCCCCUGCAUCACCCUCUCCCCCCUCUAAUAGCUCCUUCUCCCCCUCCCCGACCUCCUCUGCAGGACAUGAACCGGCUGGGAGGGGCGUCCAGGAAGGCACGAGUGGAAGGAGGGCAGCUGGGUGGAGAUGAGUGGACGCGCCAUGGCUCCUUUGUCAACAAGCCCACCCGCGGCUGGCUGCACUCCGACAGUGUGGUUAGCACCACCGGUGUCUCCUACACUGUACGGUACAUGGGAUGCGUGGAGGUGCUGCAGUCAAUGCGAGCGCUCGACUUCAACACCAGAACUCAGGUCACCAGGGAGGCUAUUUCUGUGGUGUGUGAGGCAGUACCCGGAGCCAAAGGAGCCCAGCGCAGGAGAAAGCCUUCCUCUCGCUGUCUGACCUCCAUCCUGGGGAAGAGUAACCUGCAGUUUGCUGGCAUGACAAUCAGCCUCACCAUCUCGACCAGCAGCCUCAACCUGCUGGCGUCCGACUGCAAACAGAUAAUCGCCAAUCAUCACAUGCAGUCCAUCUCCUUUGCUUCUGGAGGAGACCCAGAUACGGCUGAGUACGUAGCAUAUGUGGCCAAAGACCCAGUCAACCAGAGAGCAUGUCAUAUCCUGGAGUGUUCAGAGGGUUUAGCCCAGGAAGUCAUCAGUACCAUCGGCCAGGCUUUUGAACUGCGGUUUAAACAGUACCUAAAGAACCCCCCCAAACUGGUCACACCUCAUGACAGAAUGGCUCCAUUUGAUGGCUCUGCAUGGGAGGAAGAAGAUGAUGAGGCUCCUCCACCUCCUGACGUCCCUUACUAUAAUAAUUUCCCUGGAAAACAGCCUCCCCCUGGUGGACUGAUUGACAUGAGGACCCGCCCAGGUGCCACGCUGCCUUAUGGACAGCCAGGUCAGAAUGACAUUCACAAGCAGCCGCUGCCGCCUCUACCAGUUGGAGCCAAAGAUGGGGGGAGGGAACUGUUUGACGACCCUUCAUACGUCAAUGUGGAUAAACCCCGCCCUCCAGUUGCAGCCAAUGGAAAUGCUCACAGAGAUGCUUUUGACAUGAAGCCAUUUGAUGAUGCCCUGGGCGUCUCUGGGCACGGUGGCCAAAGCUCAGUGACAACAGCGCCCCCUCUGGUGCAGCAGUUGCAGUGUGAGGCCUGGUUCCACGGUAGCUUAAGUCGCAAGGAAGCAGAGAGGCUGCUGACACAGGAUGGAGACUUCCUGGUGCGAGAGUCUGGGACCACGCCUGGACAAUACGUCCUCACGGGACAGCAGGGUGGUCAGCCCAAACACCUGCUACUAGUCGACCCAGAAGGAGUGGUCCGUACAAAAGAUCACCGGUUUGAAAGUGUGAGUCACCUGAUCAGCUACCACAUGGACAACAGACUCCCCAUCGUAUCAGCUGGUAGCGAAGUGUGUCUGCAACAGCCAGUAGAGCGCAGGGUCUGACGUCACAUGCCAACAAAGAAAUACUCCACCAAAUAUACAAUUCACCAUAAGACAAGCAUACCUUCAUAUGCUAUAAAUCACACAGUGACACUACACGCAGCACAUACAUAACGAUACAUAUGUACACACCACAACAAAGAAAGCCA